Molecule: messenger RNA, 5735 nt
Organism: Toxorhynchites rutilus septentrionalis
Lineage: Eukaryota; Metazoa; Arthropoda; Insecta; Diptera; Culicidae
Exons: 2
Coding region: 312-1241 (309 amino acids)
Source: RefSeq, a predicted model, not a curated record
ACGCAAACACCUGUUUCACUGGGUGGUUGAUCGCCUUUCACUGCUACCUUUCCGUUCCCACUCAUCACAAAAAUUCAAUAGUUGUCUGCUGGGGAAGUGAAUAAAUAUCCCACGUAAAUAUUACAUCGACAAGUUGGUUUGUAUGGGCACAAAUUACGACUAAAACGCUUAUCAGUCACACCUGGAUUGACUAAUGUAUUAAAAGGCAAACAAGGAGGACAAUUUUCAAGUUCAUCCGCCUCAAGUGAUUGAGGGUGAAAGAUAAAUAGUGUGUGUGAGUGAUAUCUACCCCCAAAAAAGAGAUUAGCACUAUGUCGUCCGGAUACAAGCAGCUGUAUUCCUGUGUGACAUUUAUCGUGUUUAUGGUGGUGGUUAAUUUCUAUAAGAACAAGAUGCAUCAGGCCAGGGAACGGGAGACGUCCAUUCGGGGAAGAAUAAAGGGAAUGAAUCCUUCGAGGACUUCACUUAAGCUGAUGAAAAGUCAUCCGGUGGUGGUGGUGAAUAAUGACGAUGAUGAGGAUCGUGAUGAUUGGUUUGAUUCUGGACUGGAAUAUAGCGCGGAAACUAAACAAAUCAAUCAGGAAUCGUUUUUGGACCGAAUGAAGGAAUACCCACGUGUAUGUACGGAUAUGGAAGUAUUUUACUUUUCCAGAGAGUAUAGCGCAAAGAAAAGGCUAUCAAAAAAUCAUGAAUCAUUCAAGGGUCCUACACCAACGAACUCUCCGAUGUAUGUGUUUCUAUCAGUGUUGAUAAUACUGUUGGUGGCUGCAGGUGUCGAUAUUGCCAAGCACAUCAGAGCGAAGCCGAAGCAAGAUAACAUCCGCCGGCUGUCGCUGCAAAACUAUCAGGCUCUGAUACGUGAGAAGCAAAAACAAUUUCGCAUGAUGAAACACCACUGUUCGCAGCCAUCGAUGGUAAUAAACCGAUCGAUUGAUGAAGUCGGUGGUGGCGGCGGGGGCGGCGGCUAUCCACCGACAUCUGCCAUCCGCGGCGGCAAGGAAGAACUCGAAUGUAGGAAGCCGGCUCCUCUGUUGAGACGUCAGUCUGUGCCGACGUUGAUGAGACCGGCCAAUUUGAUGGGUGUGAGGCAUGGAAUGCUCCAGAAACCGCUGUGCAGAAGACCUUCGGUGGAUUCUUUCGGGUUUGGAGAGAGGGACCUGGAUGUGAAUGCCGCUAUCAAAGCUAACAAUGGCUCACCGACGGAGAUGCGUCGGAGGGUUAGGAUGCUGCACAGACAUUGAAUGCGUCGUAUUGCACAAAGAAAUGAAAAAAAAACUUUUUGGAUUACAUACAAGAGACAAUCAGAGACUAAAUUUGAAACUUUUUAUGUGUAGAAUGUUGGAAGUAAAACUUGAUAGUAGAACAUACGAGGUAUGUGAUAUCAAUAGAUUGUAUUUUUGAACGAACUCUGAAUGUUUGGAGAGGAUUUAGGUGUUUUAUGUACACAUAUUGGUGUUUUAUGUCAAUGACCUUAGAAGUCAUAGUUGCAAACAUUUAUAACCUUGGAGGGGUGACCGGAAUAAAUCGCCACAGUAAACAACUGCAACAGAAACAACCGCUUAGAAAAAGUGUAGUAGGCUAGAAAUAUUUGGCGCGGGAAAAACAUCAUGUGCCUCACAUUUCUAUUAUAAAUUUAUUCUCUUGUUCUCGUUUUUCGAAAUUUAUUCUGAGGACAAUGUAAUGGGGACGAAGUCCCCAUUUGGCGAGGAUAAGGAAUCGAGGCGGCCCAUGCCGCCAAGAUGACGCAAUCCGAGUCCACCGCCGACCCGCCGUCGGAAGCGGCGGUGUCUCGCACGCAAACCUGGGAUCCACUGAUUGCCCGGUUAGUUUGAAACAUAGGAUACGAUCCUUUAGCAAUGUCCGACCGAGCUCUAGCGAGCGUCGGACGGUAUACGUCUGCCCGGGGCGUUACGUUUGCCUGGGGCGAUACGUUUGCCCGGUUAAUUCUUGUUUUGAAAUACAAUACCGCGCCACAAUAUUUAUAGCCUACUACACAUUUUAUAAGCGGUGGUUUCUGUUGCAGUCGUUUUCUGUGGCGAUUUAUUCCGGGAACCCCUUGGAGGAUAUGGUUAUGGAUACGGGCUAGGUUGAGCCAUGAGCAUUCUUAUCACCCACUACAUUUUCAACAGUUGUUCAAAUUAAUAUUCAAUAAUUUCGUUUAACAUUUUAGUGAGAAAAAAAAAUGAAUUGUGAAUAAGAUCGUCGAAUGUUUGGGCUCGAAUAGCAACACCCAUGUGAUCGAUUUUCUCCAACAACAGAAAACUCAUUACAAUGUUUUUUUUCUCGACCACCAUCUUUAGCUUUGUUUAGUUGGUAGGUUGGAUUAUAGAGGUUUCAAUCCAUAACACAAUUAUUUACCUCCCCACAAUUCCCACUACAUAAGACUUCUUUUUGUCCUAGAAGGUUGUGAGCUAACCAUGUAUGCAAUUAGGAUUGCAUCCCUUUGCUCAUUCCCUCAACUUCUGUACAAAGCAGUUGCAUGCUUGCUAUUGUCUUUUUAGUGCGUUCAUAAAAAGGUGUUCGGUUACUGACAAUGAAACAUCUACCCCCUCCGUUGGCGAGUCGAUCCUAUUCCUUGUUCUCUUGAAUCAUGAUAUGCGCAUACUUACGACUUACAUAGUACUUAUUAAAUUUUGAUUCCAAUCAAUUGUUUUAUUUUUAAAGAGACUAUUUUACAUACAAAACAUCAUUACAUCAACGUCCAAUUUGUUGCUUGCCUUCCACAAAGAUACAUGGAAGAAAACUGAGGGGCUUAGAUUGAAAGGGGCGUAAGUGAUUUGAUCGAUUUCUCUACAUCGGCUCUCUCUUUUGGUCAUCACUUAGCUGCAUAUACAUUCCCAUCUGUAUUUUACAAUGUGGAAAAUAGGUCAGAACCUCAUCUGUCGGAUUCUAUAGCAAACUUAAUAACUAAAUAAAAAGUUGAUGAAGAGAAAUCGAUCAAGAUCACUUACACCCCUUGCAUUCUAAGCCCCUCAACUGAGUAACGGUUUUUGAUCCGAGGAAUCGCUUCUUGUGUUCAAUUAUUGAUUCUUUAUUUCGUCGGGAAGAUUGGUCUCCUUCAAGUAGGUAGAAACGAUUUGCGAAAUGAAGAAAUGUCUUCUCGCGUAAGAUCGGAUGCUCAAAGUGCUUAUACAGGAAGUCCAGAUGAGCACCUUUUACCGUUGCACCAACAAUAUGUGCAACUUGAAGUGGAAAGAGGUGCUCUUAGGCUGAAACGUGCAAAACAUUUUUUAGAAGAAGAUCGCACAGUGCAUUUACAAAUCCUGGAAUAUUUUCAACUGAACUCUAUAGUGACCAUGAAUGAAGACUGGAUGGAAACAUUGACUAACUUCAGUGUACCCUUCAAAGUGAUUGAAUGUAAAGGCAGCGAAUGGAAAGAUGGUGGUCAUAAAACUCGUCCAGUACCGAUGGGUCUAAAAUUGCUAAAUCUACAGGAGCUGGGAUUAUCUUACCAGGAGUCGACAUGUGAAUUCCAAUGGGACAGUGGCUUACAGUUUUUCAAGCAGAAAUACAAGCUAUAUUGCCACCCACAAAAAAAAAUUUUUUCGCCGCACUUGGAAUAUUAUUUCAAUAUUUUGCUCAAUCAAAGGCUUCUUAAGGUAUCUACACCCAAAGUUAAUUUUUAGCACAUUUUGUGGCAUCCCGAUUUAUUACAAUAAAUGAGCUCCCCAAUACAUGUAUAUCAUUUGUAUAAUAUACUAGCUGACCCGUCAAACUUCGUCUCGCCCAGAAUUUGUUUUUCGUUAUCAAUGCUUUCAAACAUCCACUUUUUCUUACUAAGCGCAAGUUCAUGAGUCCAAUCGCAGAACUGUUCAUUGAUUGAACUUCCAAUCGACUCCGUUGAAUUUACCUUUUACUAAAAAAUUCCUAGUACUUCUACCAAAACUCAUCAUUAUAAUAUCAGAUUAUUUUCAGACACAAUUCUCGUUCAAGAUUUUUCAACCACUUUCAAAUAACAUGUUUCUCCGUUACAUGGAAUAAAUGUUUGAUACAGAAAAUAUGAUAGAACAGAGACAUACCCCUCCCUUCUUCUCCCCUUAGAGAGGGGGGAGGAGUGUCCAUUCACCAUAGAAACGUUUCGUGCCCCCUAAAAUCUUCACAUGCCAAAUUUGGCUCCAUUUGCUUGAUGAGUUUUCGAGUUAUGCAGACAUUUGUGUUUCAUUUGUAUGGCAGACUCCCCACCCCCACCCUAAGAGAAGGGGGAGGAGUAUCUAACCACCAUAGAAACAUUUAUUGCACCCCAACACCUCCAUAUGCCUAAUAUGGUUCCAUUUGCCUGAAUAAUACUCGAAUAAUGGUAGAAAUUUGUGUUUUACUUGUAUGGUAGUCCCCCCUUAGAGAGGGGGGAGGAGUGUCUAACCACCAUAGAAACAUUUUUUGCACCCUUAAACAUCCAUAUGCCUAAUUUAGUUGCAUUUGCUUGAUCAAUUCUCGAGUGAUGUAGAAAUUUUUGUUAAUUUCUAUGGCAGUACCCCCCCCCCCCCCCCUUAGACCUCCAUAUGCCUAAUUUGGUUCCAUUUGCUUGAUUAAUUCUUGGAAAAUGGUAGAAAUUUGUGUUUCAUUUGUAUGGCAGUCCCCCCUUCUCGAGAAAUGCAGAAAUUUGUGUUUCAUUUGUAUGGCAGCACCCCCUAAGAGAGUGGAUGAAGUGUCUAACAACCAUAGAAACAUUUAUUGCACCCUAAAACCUUCAUAUGCGUAAUUUGGUUGCAUUUGCUUGAUUAAUUCUCGAGUAAUGCAGAAAUUUGUGUUUCAUUUGUAUAACAGCCUCCCUUAGAGAGAGGAGAGGGCUCCCAAACUAUCAUGAAAACCUUCCCCGGCCCCAAAAACCUCUAGAUACCAAUUUUCAUGUCCAUCGGUUUAGUAGUUUCCGGGUCCAUAAGAAUCGGACAGACAGACAGACAGACAGAAAUAGAUAUGCUAGAGCCAAUAUGAGCGAGCAAAACAGGAGACACAUUUAAAUGAAAGCAUAUGAAAGUUUUUCGUAUAGUUUGCCAAAUACACGGCCUAGACAGAGAAAUAUAUAUUCUCGUUCAUGUUCUUUUUUAUCCUCAUAGAAAACACUUUCCAACUUCAUGUUAUAAUGAGGUGUAAUAUUAUCACGCUUCUUUAUAACAGCACUAGCAGCUAUAUGGAUAGCGUGGUCGUGUAAAAUAGCUUUGCAUUCCAGCCGGCCUUGGUUCGAUCCCCAUUGACGUCGUAUGCACAAUGCACAUUUUCUUUUGCACAAUCCCAAAUGGAAUGAGAAAAGAAAACAGAACGAUAUGUCUGCUCGCAUACAUACAAACCCUUUUUAAGCUUUUGAAACAGCUCAUUAUUUGCGCAUUUGACCCUCCAGCACACGAAAUGGCAUCAUUUAUGCCAAAGAUGAAAUAUUUUCAGCCAACGCUAAUUUGGCUGUAGCAAUACUCCAAUGUUUUAAGGGCUGCUAAAAAUAUACGAUGUUAAUUUGGGUGUCGUUUUUAUGUUUUCAUUCGUUGAAAAUGGUACAAGUUGAUAUGUUUUUCACGUUCUAUAUCAGCGUUCUAUUUAGAAUCUAGGAAGAUCAUGCAGUUUUUCAACAAAAUAAAUGUUUUGAUGAGAAAUUAAAUUUUUCAUUUUUUUUUAUUUUUAAGUCUAUAUAAAAAAGACGGGUGGGUAAUGUCGGGGACAUAACCGGAGUGACGUAGGACUAUACAAAGGGGACAGCUUUUGUUAAAUAUAUAUUUUAAAUAUAUUGUUUUAUUUUCUUCUCCUAC